Messenger RNA from Actinia tenebrosa (Australian red waratah sea anemone), 1631 nucleotides. Its product is annotated as kelch-like protein 18. NCBI's taxonomy places the organism in Eukaryota, Metazoa, Cnidaria, Anthozoa, Actiniaria, Actiniidae. The record is from RefSeq and is a predicted model, not a curated record. Gene Ontology annotation, molecular function: protein binding.
UUCAUUGCACAUCGCGUAGUUCUUGCUGCAAAUUCGCCAUAUUUCAAAGCGAUGUUCGCAUCUUCUUUUACCGAAACUGAAAAGUCGGAAAUCGUGUUGCGUGAAGUGGAACCCGCCGGAGUCAAGGCUAUUUUAAAUUAUUUCUACACUGCUACUAUUGAGCUAGAUAGUUCAAACUUCGAAGCUAUCUUCGCAACAGCAAAUUUAUGGCAGGUCGAAUUUGUGCUUCAAGCCUGUGAACAUUUUCUUGAGCAAGAGCUCUCAACCUCGAACUGUUUGGGGAUUCAAAUUCUAGUCAAUGCUAAUUUAACAUUCACAGAAAGGCUACGGAAGCUUGUUGAUGGAUAUGUUAAUGCUCACUUUAUGGAAAUUUGCGAGGAAGAAGAAAUAUUAACGAUUCCUAAAGAACAUUUUAAAUUUCUUCUUGUCAAAGAUGAACUCUGCGUAAGUUUUGAGGAAUUUCUCUUUGAAAGUGUGUUAAGGUGGCUCAAGCAUGAUGUUAAUAUUCGAGGUUGCUAUGCAACAGAGUUAAUGUCUGCAGUCCGUCUUGGGCUUCUUAGGAAAGAUUUUAUUCAAGAGAUCCUACUUCGAGAAAAAACUAUUUUAGAGAAUUCAAGUUUAAAUCAAUUGCUCAACAGUGUCGUUAAGUUUCUCCAUGGAGACCAAAGUGUUAAAAUAUCAGAGUACUUAACAAGGAAAAGAAAGUGCGAAGUGCUUUAUGUGUUUGGGGGUUUCUCGAGUAAUUCACAUCGCUUACGCCCAGCAAAAGCUAUAGAUUCUGUCGAAUUUCUCAAUGUGUUGCAAGAAAAGUGGGAAAACUUUCCUGAAGCUAAACUACCUGACGCCAAGGAAACCCAAUUUAAGUUGGUGGCUGGUGAUGGCUAUCUUUAUGCUGUUGGUCACAAAAUUUUCAGUUUCUGCCUCAAAAGAUUGGUGUGGGAAAAGUUGUAUCCAAAAUCAAUGGGAUUCAGGCCACUGGACAUUAAGAACGCUGGAGUAUGCUUCAGUAAUGGGUGUAUUUAUGUUAUUGGUGGGGUGAAGGGUGCUCAGAAAUUCAAUCCUAGUGAUUGUACCUGGUAUAAGAUUUCUUCGUCGAGCAACGGCUUGGUUGAAGAGCAUUAUCGUCCUGGUGUUUGUGCUCAUGACGAUGUCAUCUAUGUGAUUGGUGGAUGUGACUCUAGUUAUAAUGAUGGUAAAGAUUCAGUGGAGAGCUUUGUUGUGGAAAGUGGUGUUUGGCUGAGGAAGGCUUGUAUGUGUACUGCAAGAUGGGGGCUGGAAGCAAUACCUUUGAAGGACAGAAUAUUUGCUGUUGGAGGAUAUAACACAGAAGAAAGAUGCGCUUUAAACACAGUUGAAGUAUUUACUCCAUCAACUGAUACCUGGCAGAAUACGAGUCCGUUAACUGCUCCAAGGCGACGGUUUGGCAGUGCUGUAGUAAAUGGUAUGAUCUAUGUAGUAGGAGGCUAUGAAGUAGAAAGUGUGGAAUAUUAUGAUGAGGUCAAAGAAAGGUGGGUGGUUGUUAAUGGGCUUACUAUUAAUAGAUUUGACUGUUCUUGUUGGUCUAUGCAACCACCAAACUGCCUAUAGCUUUAAGAAAUAUUAAUAUUAUUAUUAAAGACCUUGUAUAAAUA